AUGGUAAGCCCAUCUGCGACUGGGGUGGAAGCAGAGAGGCCCUCUCCCUGUCCGCUCCCCGCCCUCUCCCUGUCCGCUCCCCGCCCUCUCCCUGCCUGCUCCCCGCCAUCUCCCUGUCCACUCCUCGUCCUCUCCCUGUCCGCUCCCCGCCCUCUCCCUGUCCGCUCCCCGCCCUCUCCCUGUCCGCUCCCCGCCCUCUCCCUGCCUGCUCCCCGCCAUCUCCCUGUCCACUCCUCGUCCUCUCCCUGCCUGCUCCCCGCCAUCUCCCUGUCCACUCCUCGUCCUCUCCCUGUCCGCUCCCCGCCCUCUCCCUGCCUGCUCCCCGCCAUCUCCCUGUCCACUCCUCGUCCUCUCCCUGUCCGCUCCCCGCCCGCUCCCUCACACACGCUGCAGUCCGCUCCCCGCCCGCUCUCUCACACACGCUGCAGUCCUCUCCCCGCCCGCUCCCUCACACACGCUGCAGUCCUCUCCCCGCCCGCUCCCUCACACACGCCGCAGUCCGCUGCCCGUCCGCUCCCUCACACACGCUGCAGUCCGCUCCCUGCCCGCUCCCUCACACACGCUGCAGUCCUCUCCCCGCCCGCUCCCUCACACACGCUGCAGUCCUCUCCCCGCCCGCUCCCUCACACACGCUGCAGUCCUCUCCCCGCCCGCUCCCUCACACACGCUGCAGUCCUCUCCCCGCCCGCUCCCUCACACACGCUGCAGUCCUCUCCCUGCCCGCUCCCUCACACACGCUGCAGUCCUCUCCCCGCCCGCUCCCUCACACACGCUGCAGUCUGCUCCCUCACACACGCUGCAGUCCUCUCCCCGCCCGCUCCCUCACACACGCUGCAGUCCUCUCCCCGCCCGCUCCCUCACACACGCUGCAGUCCGCUCCCCGCCCGCUCCCUCACACACGCUGCAGUCCUCUCCCCGCCCGCUCCCUCACACACGCUGCAGUCCUCUCCCCGCCCGCUCCCUCACACACGCUGCAGUCCUCUCCCCGCCCGCUCCCUCACACACGCAUAUUUCUGUCUUAUUUUUCUUUGCUUUUAAUACGUUUCGAUUCACUGUCAGCUACUUUAUUUUUUAAAGUUGUUUUUUGUGAGCAGGAGAGAGAGAGAGAGUGAGAGAGAGAGAGAGAGAGCGAGAGAGAGAUGUUGUCUUUUCAAAUCUGUGUCUGUUUUAAGAAACAAUAAAUAUCGCUCCUUUGAUUGUGUAAAAAAGUACAAGAGCCAAGUUUGGAAAUUAAAACGACAAAUUGUACACCUGCGUCUGUCUCUGCUUGUUUCUCUUUGAAAAUGGUCCUGUGACCAGUGACCCUGUCUUUUGCUUCACUGAGCAGUCCUAUCACCAGUGACCCUGUCUAUUGCUUCACUGAGUGGUUCUGUGAUCAGUGACCCUGUCUAUUGCUUCACUGAGCGGUCCUGUCACCAGUGACCCUGUCUAUUGCUUCACUGAGCGGUCCUGUGAUCAGUGACCCUGUCUAUUGCUUCACUGAGCGGUCCUGUGAUCAGUGACCCUGUCUAUUGCUUCACUGAGCGGUCCUCUGACCAGUGACCCUGUCUAUUGCUUCACUGAGCGGUCCUGUCACCAGUGACCCUGUCUAUUGCUUCACUGAGCGGUCCUGUGAUCAGUGACCCUGUCUAUUGCUUCACUGAGCAGUCCUGUGAUCAGUGACCCUGUCUAUUGCUUCACUGAGCAGUCCUGUGAUCAGUGACCCUGUCUAUUGCUUCACUGAGCAGUCCUGUGAUCAGUGACCCUGUCUAUUGCUUCACUGAGCAGUCCUGUGAUCAGUGACCCUGUCUAUUGCUUCACUGAGCGGUCCUGUGACCAGUGAUUUACACAUUGCCUGUACAGUUGAAGGAUCCAAUGUAAGAAUGUGUCGUGUUUGCAGCUGUGUGUAGGAAUCUCUUCUUGAUUGCUUCUGAGCUAUGUUGUAUUAUUAAAUGUUUGUGUUUUGGGUUUA
Polyodon spathula (Mississippi paddlefish) is the source of this 1951-nucleotide messenger RNA. Its product is annotated as leucine-rich repeat extensin-like protein 3. The record is from RefSeq and is a predicted model, not a curated record. Lineage: Eukaryota; Metazoa; Chordata; Actinopteri; Acipenseriformes; Polyodontidae. The coding region runs from base 1 to 1038 and encodes 345 amino acids. The transcript is spliced from 3 exons.